Messenger RNA from Neoarthrinium moseri, 2937 nucleotides. RefSeq lists its product as uncharacterized. The transcript has a single exon. Gene Ontology annotation, cellular component: catalytic step 2 spliceosome; U4/U6 x U5 tri-snRNP complex. NCBI's taxonomy places the organism in Eukaryota, Fungi, Ascomycota, Sordariomycetes, Amphisphaeriales, Apiosporaceae. The record is from RefSeq and is a predicted model, not a curated record. Gene Ontology annotation, molecular function: protein binding. Gene Ontology annotation, biological process: spliceosomal tri-snRNP complex assembly; mRNA splicing, via spliceosome. The coding region runs from base 1 to 2937 and encodes 978 amino acids.
AUGACGACCCGACGCGACUUUCUCAACAUGCCCGCGCCCGAAAACUACGUAGCUGGUUUAGGGCGUGGUGCCACCGGCUUCACCACGCGCUCAGACCUGGGUCCUGCGCGCGAAGGCCCCUCCGAGGACCAGAUCAAGGAGGCCCUCCAGAAGAGGGCGGCCGCCCUUGGCUUCGGUGAUGCCGCCGGUGCCAAGAAGGACGACGACGAGAACGACGAUGCCCCCGAACGAUACCAGGACCCCGACAACGAGGUUGGCCUGUUCGCCGGCGGCGUCUACGACAAGGAGGAUGACGAGGCUGAUCGCAUCUAUCGCGAAGUGGACGAGAAGAUGGACAGGAGGCGGAAGAUCAAAAGGUUGGUUCACUCCCUUCCCUCAACUAUGCAUUGCCUUUUUGCCCUACCCACCGACCCCCCUCCUCCCCCCGGCCGCACCUUCUACUGUUCCGGCAGCUGGUUCACCGUUUAUCCCCGUAUAGAUGAGCAGAUUACCGACCAUAUUUCCAACAGGGAGGCUCGCGAACAAGCCGAGCGCGAAGAAUACGAGCGCCAGAACCCAAAGAUCCAGCAGCAGUUUGUCGACCUGAAGCGCGCCCUCGGCACCAUCACCGACGACGAGUGGGCUGCGCUCCCCGAGGUCGGCGAUUUGACCGGCAAGAACAGGCGAGCCAGGGAAGCCCGGAGAGAGCGCUUCUAUGCGGUGCCAGACAGCGUCUUGGCCGCCGCCAGCAGCUCCGGAGAACUGGGCACCACCAUCCAGGACGGGGCCGACACCGCCAUGAAGGACGCCGCCGCCGACGGCACCAUGACCAAUUUUGCCAAAAUCGGAGAGGCAAGAGACAAGGUGCUCCAAGUCCGCCUAGAUCAGGCCUCGGGGACUGCCACUAACGCCGGCAGCGCCAGCAGUAUUGAUCCCAAGGGUUACCUUACCAGUUUAGCAAAGUCAUCACUGCCCGAAGGCGCUGCCCAGGUCAGUGACAUCAACCGUGUUCGUGAGCUGCUGGAGUCCGUCAUCAAAACGAACCCUACGAAUGGCCCAGGCUGGGUGGCCGCUGCUCGAUUAGAAGAGUUGGCGGGCAAGAUUGUAGCGGCACGAAAUCUCAUCGCUCGUGGGUGCCAGCAAUGUCCUAAAAACGAAGAUGUCUGGCUCGAGAACAUUCGCCUCAACGAUGCUCACAAUGCCAAGAUUAUCGCGGCCCAGGCUAUCCAGAAGAACAAUCGCUCGGUGAGGCUCUGGGUCGAGGCGAUGAAGCUGGAGAAGGACUCCAGGAGUAAGAAGCGUGUGAUACGGCAUGCUCUCGAUCACAUUCCGGAGUCCGAGGCCCUCUGGAAAGAGGCAGUGAAUUUGGAAGAGGAAGUGGAGGACGCACGUAUUCUGCUCGCCAAGGCGACCGAGUUGAUCCCUCUUUCCGUCGACCUGUGGCUAGCAUUGGCACGGUUGGAAACGCCAGAAAAUGCCCAGAAGGUUCUGAACAAGGCCCGAAAGAGCUGUCCAACAUCACACGAAAUCUGGAUUGCCGCGGCGAGGUUACAAGAGCAACUCGGCGCUGCGAACAAGAUGAAUGUCAUGAAGCGUGCCGUACAGGUCUUGGCCAAGGAAUCGGCCAUGCCGAAGCGCGAGGAAUGGAUCACCGAAGCCGAGAAGUGCGAGCAGGAAGACGCUCCUAUAACUUGUGGACUCAUCGUGCAAGAGACACUGGGAUGGGGUCUUGACGAGGACGACGACCGCAAAGAUACGUGGAUGGAAGAUGCUCGCAGUAGUAUCAACAGGGGAAUGUACGUGACUGCGCGCGCCAUUUAUGCCUAUGCGCUCCGCGUAUUUCCCCUCAGUAAAACGCUCUGGCUUGCAGCUGCGGAUCUUGAGCGGAAUCACGGCACGAAAGAAGAGUUAUGGCAGGUGCUGGAGAAGGCAGUCAAUGCUUGCCCACGUUCGGAAGUCCUGUGGAUGAUGCUUGCCAAAGAGAAAUGGCAGGCCGGCGAGAUUGAUAACGCCCGCCGAGUACUUGGUCGGGCCUUCAAGCAGAAUCCUAACAACGAAGAUAUCUGGUUGGCGGCCGUCAAGCUCGAAGCAGAGAACGGUCAGGUUGACCAAGCCCGCAAGCUGCUCGAGACUGCCCGCCAGGAAGCGCCGACCGAUCGUGUCUGGAUGAAAUCUGCAGCAUUCGAACGUACCCUAGGCAACACCGAUAUGGCACUGGAUCUGGUGAACCAAGCCCUUAAUCAGUUCCGCAACUUUGCCAAGCUGUGGAUGAUGAAGGGUCAGAUCUACGAGGACUUGGACAAACCGCUCCAGGCCCGUGAGGCGUACGCGACUGGUGUCAAGGAGGUACCCUCAUCGGUACCCCUUUGGCUUUUGUACGUACGUCUUGAGGAAAAGCUUGGGCAGCUUCCCAAGGCGCGUUCUGUUCUCGACCGUGCCCGCCUCGCUGUCCCCAAGAACGCUGAGCUUUGGUGUGAAUCGGUACGCAUAGAGCGCCGUGCCGGCAACACAAAGCAGGCCGAGACACUCAUGGAGCGCGCAUUGCGUGAUGUACCAAAACAGAACCAGGGUCCUCUCUGGAGUGAGAAGAUCUGGCAUCUCACCGCCCGCCCGCAGCGCAAGCCCCGCGCCUUGGAAGCCAUCAAGGAAGUGGACAACGACCCAACGCUCCUUGUGGCCGUUGCCCGGAUCUUCUGGGGCGAGAGAAGGCUUGAUAAGGCACAGAACUGGUUUGAGAAGGCUCUGGUCCGUGAUCCGGAUCUGGGCGAUACCUGGGCUUGGUACUACAAGUUCUUGUGCGAGCACGGGACUACGGAGAAGAGGGAAGAGGUCGUGAGCAAAUGUGUCAGUGUCGAGCCCAGAUAUGGAGAGGUGUGGCAACGCAUUGCGAAGCACCCAACGGCGGCAAGGAAGGGGGUGGAGGAGGUGUUGAAGGUGGUCGCGGCGGAACUGAGGUAG